GACUAUUUAUGCUUGUCUAGCAUAGCAGACGACCACUUAUUGUAUUAGAUUAACUGGUGAGCUGUUAUCUCUUGGUUCCUUGACUAUCUUGUGAUUUGGUGUCUCCUUCACGUAAGCUUCUAGUCUAGUAACGGUCAAUUUGAGGCACAUUGUUGCACCUUGCAUAUAUGUGUCUUGUAAUUGAUGGGGCUACGUGUUUGAUGAAUUUAGAUAGCGAUAUUCAGCACGUUAUUCUUGACCUCUGCUAGGGCAGCUACGUUUGAAAACUUUGUUUUGUUGUGAGCUCCUUCUGGAGAUUGGUGCUCUUAGCGCAACUUGUACUUAUUAAAUAUUUGUAGGGACCCAACUGUCAAGGUAUCUUUGGAGGCAUCCAAGGUAUUGAAUGUUAUCCAAAACUUUUAAAAAAAGCAUCUUCUUGAAGAGAAGUCAAUGUUUACCUAACGAAAAUUUCACAAGAACUGCUAUAUCUACUAUACUUGACCAUAUUGAAGUUUUCAUUGCUAAAGUUCAUGCCUUUUUUGGAAAGUAAGAUGAGGGCUGUGUGUAAGUUGCUCGUAUUAGCUGAGUUGCUGGCUGUAAGUACAAUAUCACUUGCUUUUUCAUCACCUAAUGAUGCAUACCCAACUGGAUAUGGUGAUGAACCGGGUUCUUGUGUUGGAUCUAGUGAUGAUUUGAGACCUGUGAGGAGAGAGGUGUAUGAAGGUGGACAAAUAUUUGAUAUCACACACCAGUUCAAUCCUAAUACUCCUGUGGGAGAUUCUGACGAAGGAAUUGGACAGUUUCUCACUCUUUUGUCGAGCAUGAAGAAUGGCUCUGAUUACAACUUUUCCGAAUUGAGAUUAGGCGUUCAUGCUGGCACUCACGUUGAUGCACCAGGACAUGUGUUUGCCGAUUACUAUGAUGCAGGGUUUGAUGUUGAUUCCCUUGACCUUAGAGUUCUAAAUGGUCCUGCAUUGCUAGUUGAUGUUCCGAGAGACAAGAACUUAACUGCCGAUGUUAUGCAAUCCUUACAUAUCCCCAAGGGAGUCAAACGAGUACUUUUCAGGACACUAAACACUGACAGGCGUCUUAUGUGGAAAAAGGCAUUUGACACAAGCUAUGUCGGUUUCAUGAAGGAUGGAGCGCAGUGGCUAGUGGAUAACACUGACAUCAAACUUGUUGGAAUUGAUUACUUAUCGGUUGCUGCAUUUGAUGAUUUGCUUCCUUCCCAUCAUGUUUUCCUGAAAAGCAGGGAAAUUAUUCUUGUAGAAGGGCUGAAGCUGGAUGAUAUAGAAGCUGGCAUAUACACCGUACACUGUCUGCCCUUAAGGUUGCUUGGUGCGGAGGGAUCGCCUAUUAGAUGUAUACUGAUUAAGUAAUACUGUCCUCGUCUCCGCCUCAACCAUAAGCCUUUUCUUCUCUUCUUGAUUAUGUGUGUUCAGCGGUACACCCUCUUCUUAUUAUUUGCUUGGAUAAAUUGCUGCAGGAAGCACUGGAGAUAGCGUUGAAUAAGAAAAAGUGCUGCAAGGGAGGACAUAUUCUCGGAGUAGUUUAUGCUGUAAUAUUAUUAGCUUUUAGGCUGAAAACACAUAGCAUGAGCAAAUAAUAUGUAGAUUUCAUGGUAUGUCUUAUGGUUUUAUGGAUUGACGGAGAAUGAUCAACAUAUUUAGAUCAGAGUUAUUUUUGUCUUAAGGUGCAAAUGAUUACGGUCAUCAUAUUGCUUUCUA
Molecule: messenger RNA, 1706 nt
Organism: Lycium barbarum (goji berry)
Lineage: Eukaryota; Viridiplantae; Streptophyta; Magnoliopsida; Solanales; Solanaceae
Product: cyclase-like protein 2
Exons: 7
Coding region: 510-1358 (282 amino acids)
Molecular function (GO): arylformamidase activity
Source: RefSeq, a predicted model, not a curated record